Messenger RNA from Haemonchus placei, 2871 nucleotides. Lineage: Eukaryota; Metazoa; Nematoda; Chromadorea; Rhabditida; Trichostrongylidae. The record is from the annotation of a GenBank genome assembly.
AUGUCUAUUACAAUACCUGGAUCUCUCGUGAACAAGACCAAAAAGCACUUCAUGGGCAUGCCUGCUCCGGCAGGUUAUGUUCCUGGAGUAGGAAGAGGUGCUACCGGGUUCACGACACGAUCUGAUAUCGGCCCUGCGAGAGAAGCAACUGAUGUCCCUGAGGCCGGCACGGGACCGCCGUCGAAGAAAGCAAAAGAGGAAACCAAAGAUGAUCCCGAUGAACAGCUUAAUGACAACAAUUAUGAUGAGUUCGAAGGAUACGCGGGCAGCUUGUUUGCAAAAGAUCCUUAUGACAAAGAAGACGAAGAAGCGGAUGAAGUUUAUCUAGCAGUAGAGACUAGAAUAGAUGAGCGACGGCGAGAAUAUAGAGAGAAGAAGUAUAAAGAAGCUAUUGAGAAGUACCGCAAAGAAAGGCCAAAGAUUCAGCAGGAGUUCUCUGAUUUGAAAAGACAGCUUAGCGAGGUCACUGAAGACGAAUGGGUUGCCAUACCCGAAGUAGGAGAUUCUAGAAACAAAGCUAAACGCAAUCCAAGAGCAGAAAAAUUCACUCCUGUACCAGAUUCACUAAUUGCAAUGUCGAUGAGUUAUGGGGAGACGACAUCAGUGCUUGAUAGCCGCGUUCAGUCCGGAAUGACUACGCCUUUUGGCUCAGGGUUCCAGAGCACCUUUGGUGGAAUAAAUACUUAUCUCGUUUCUUGGACUAUUUCAGGUGGAUGGAAAACAGGGAUUAAUUCGGGCAUUUCUACUGGACACGAUCUCGAUCUGAUUAAGAUUGGUCAGGCCAGGAAUAAAAUUAUGGACAUCAAGCUGAAUCAAGUGUCAGACUCCGUCUCAGGUCAGACUGUUGUUGAUCCGAAGGGUUAUCUAACCGACCUCCAGUCUAUGAUUCCACAAUAUGGAGGUGACAUUAACGAUGUCAAGAAGGCCCGGAUGCUGUUGAAAUCAGUGCGUGAGACGAAUCCGAAGCAUCCUCCGGCAUGGAUUGCUAGUGCUCGUCUCGAAGAAGUUGUCGGGAAACUUCAGGUCGCUCGUCAUCUUAUUAUGGAGGGCUGUGAAAAGAACAAAAAGAGUGAGGAUAUGUGGCUUGAAGCUGUUAGGCUUCAUCCUCCAGAAACUGCAAAGGCCAUCGUAGCAAAUGCAGUGCGGUCGAUGCCACACAGUGUUCGAUUAUGGAUGAAGACGGCCGAAAUCGAAACUGAUUUGAAAGCGAAGAAGAAAGUCUUCCGUAAAGCCUUGGAGCAGAUACCCACGUCAGUUCGUCUUUGGAAAGCAGCAAUUGAAUUGGAAGAACCAGAUGAUGCGCGUAUUCUGCUCACUCGUGCGGUGGAAUGCUGCAGUUCGAGUACCGAGCUCUGGCUAGCUCUUGCCCGCCUUGAAACGUACGAAAACGCUCGAAAAGUUCUGAACAAGGCUCGUGAACACAUUCCAACUGAUCGUCAGAUUUGGUUAUGCGCCGCUCGUCUGGAAGAAACUCGUGGUCAAAAGGAUAUGGUUGAUCGAAUAGUGCAGAAGGCACUGACUUCUUUGACUGCGAAUAUGGUAGAGUUGAAUAGGGAGCACUGGAUGAAGGACGCCAUUGACGCUGAAAGAGCUGGUUGCACGCUGACCUGUCAGGCUAUAAUCCGCCAUGUGAUCGGAGCAGGUGUUGAGGACGAAGAUAAAAAAGCGACGUGGCUCGAGGAUGCUGACUCCUUUGCGAAGCAGGGAGCCCUUGCUUGUGCUCGAGCAGUCUAUGCGCAUGCUUUGCAAAACGUCGAGAAAAGAAAAGGAAUCUGGUUGGCCGCUGCACAUUUCGAAAAAACCCAUGGAACAACUGAGGAGUAUGAGAAAGUACUGGCUGACGCUACAGCUUCCUGCCCGCAAGUUGAAGUUUUGUGGUUGAUGUACGCUAAAUCAAGAUGGCUUCAUGGAGACGUUUCAGGAGCUCGAGAAAUUUUGGCAAAGGCUUUCGAACAUAACGCUAACUCUGAAGGAAUCUGGAUGGCUGCAGUAAAACUGGAAUCUGAAAACAAUGAAUUUGCCCGAGCCCGCCGCCUUCUUGAAAAAGCUCGACGUAAUGCUCCAUCAGCUCGAAUAUGGAUGAAGAGCGCCCGCUUAGAGUGGUGUCUGGGCGAUUUGGAUAAGGCUAAGGAACUUAUCAAGGAAGGUCUCAGCAAGUACGUGGAUUUCGCAAAAUUCUACAUGAUGUUGGGACAAAUAUUGCUUCAAGAGGAUAACGCUGAAGAGGCUAGGAAAGUGUUCACUGAAGGAAUCAAGAGGUGCCCAGGGGCUGUUCCCCUUUGGAUACUUUUGAGUCGAUUGGAGGAAUCACAAAAGCAAAUUAUCAAAGCCAGAUCUGAUUUGGAAAAGGCUCGUAUUCGUAAUCCACGGAAUGAGGACUUAUGGUUGGAAUCGGUGCGGCUCGAGAUGCGUGCUGGUUUGCGCGAGCUGGCUUCAGAACGAUUGGCUAGGGCCCUCCAGGAGUGUGAAAGUUCAGGACGGCUCUGGGCAGAGGCUAUUUGGAUGGAAGAAAGACAUGGCCGAAGGGCAAAGUCAGUGGAUGCGCUCAAGCGAUGUGAGCACAAUCCUCAUGUGCUUGUGGCGGCUGCUCGCUUGUUCUGGUCCGAGAGAAAGGUGAAGAAAGCUCGGGAAUGGUUCCAACGUGCAAUCAACGUAGAUCCAGACAAUGGGGAUGCAUAUGCGCAUUGCUACAAGUUUGAGUUGUUACUUGGCACAGAGGAAGAACAACAGAAAGUUAUCAAGAAGUGUGAAGAUGCAGAGCCACGACACGGUGAGUUAUGGGUGGCUGUCUCGAAGGAUCCAAAACAUUGGAAGAAGCAGACGGCAGAGAUCUUAAAGACGGUUAUAGCCAAUAUUCCUAUUCCUGUAUAG